Molecule: messenger RNA, 426 nt
Organism: Lathyrus sativus (Indian pea)
Lineage: Eukaryota; Viridiplantae; Streptophyta; Magnoliopsida; Fabales; Fabaceae
Source: the annotation of a GenBank genome assembly
AUGAAGUAUAUGAGUAGAUUGCUGACUAAAAUGCAAAGAAACCCCAACUUUAAUCACCAUUCCAAGUGUGAAAAGAUGGAGCUCACUCAUCUCUCCUUUGUUGAUGACAUUCUCUUGUUCUAUAGAGGUAAUAAGGGAUCUCUGGAGAUAAUGACCCAAACUAAGUCGCAGUUCUUCCACUCAACUGGUUUGGUGGUGAAUCCAUCUAAAUGUAAUGUGUAUCUUGGUGUAGUUGAAGAGGCUGAAAAGCAGCACAUUCUCAGGAUGACUGGAUACAAUAAGGGCAAACUCCAUUUCAGGUACCGUGGAGUCCCUCUUACUAGUAGAAAAUUUUCUGUGAAUCAUUAUCUUCCUCUCGUUGAGAAAAUCCUUCAUAGGAUUCAUCACUGGAGUGAAAAGUUGUUGAGUCAUGUUGGUAGAGUCUAA